Molecule: messenger RNA, 640 nt
Organism: Durusdinium trenchii
Lineage: Eukaryota; Dinophyceae; Suessiales; Symbiodiniaceae
Source: the annotation of a GenBank genome assembly
AUGCUCUCGGGAAGGAACCCGGGUCAGUGCCCCGCAGUUUGGAGAGGAAGCACGCAACGAAUUGCCGUGCACGGGACAGCGUUGAGGGGUGUGGCAAGCUUCGUGAGUGUUCCGUUUUACUUCAGACUAUUCACUUCAUCCACGUUUUGUUGUUUUGCAAGCGCACGGGGUGGUCGAGCCAUGGGUAAAGGCAAGGGCAAAGGCGGCUAUCCAUGGUGGCAGCAUAUCAAGCCGAAGGAUGGGGGAAACCAUGAUGGAGGAGCAAGCUUCUUGGACGACCACUGGAAGACUGUGAGCUCGGGGCCCCUCUCUGGGCUGCAAAAGAAGUUGCAAGAGCUUGAGGGUAGGCAGUAUCCUUGCUACAAGGAUCUUAUGGGCGGUGCCUGGGAGAUCGAGAAGAGGUCGAUGAGCGUAUUUUUCGACCGUGUGCAGGGCGACGCUUAUGCUCCUCCAUCGUGGAUCCGAGUCCGCGUUCCCAUGUCGGCAGCUGGGUUUCCGCUGGACUAUGUGACCCAGACGCGCGUGCGGAACAUCGCCCUCUGCGACUACGUCACGCGCGUUCUCUCCGAUCGACUGCGAGGGGGCGGUGGUACGGACUGGACUCAGACUGUCCAGGGCGGCGGCUGGGCUAGCAGCAAAG